This is a messenger RNA of Exaiptasia diaphana, 1718 nucleotides long. Its product is annotated as zinc finger CCHC domain-containing protein 10. The record is from RefSeq and is a predicted model, not a curated record. Lineage: Eukaryota; Metazoa; Cnidaria; Anthozoa; Actiniaria; Aiptasiidae. Gene Ontology annotation, molecular function: nucleic acid binding; zinc ion binding. Bases 7 to 471 code for a protein of 154 amino acids. The transcript has 3 exons.
UUUAAGAUGGCGGCCAGUGGACCUCAGUUAGCUAAACAAUAUCUUUUGGAUAAAAAGAGAAAACAAGAUGCGAGCCAACAGAAAUGCCAAAAAUGCCUUCAGAUAGGACACUGGACAUAUGARUGUAACAAUAAAAGGAAGUAUGUACACAGACAAUCGAGGACAGCCAUUAUGAACAAGAAAAGAAAAGCACUUAUGUCUGCUGCAGAAGGUGGAAAAGCUCCUGAAAAUGCACUUACCACUGCAAGUUAUGAAAGAGAUGAAAGUGAUAAAGCUGAAGAUAGCUCRUCAUCAUCAUCAUCAUCAGAAGAAGAAGACAGCAGUAGCGAGAGCUCAAGUAGCUCAAGUGAAAGUUCAAGUAGUGAUAGUGAUUCAUCAUCUAGCUCCUCCUCAUCCUCUUCAAGUUCAGAAUCUGAUCAUAAAAGAUCAAAGCACAAACGCAAAAGAAGAACCAAAAAGUCUAAAAGAUAGUAUAAUGUUUUCUGUUAGUAUAGUUGUAUUUAUAUCUUCUUUGUCAUUGUUAUUAACAAAAUCGGAAUUACUAGACAGGUGUAAUAGAUUGUCGUGGACAUUAACAUCCAGUUCCAAUCCUUUCAGAAUGAGAUCUAUUCAAAUACUAUUAGUAUUAACCAGAAUAUGACAAACAAUUACACUUAAUUUCCCUGGCAACCAGUAUUUGUAAUAAUACUAAUGUUUUGAAGGACAUUAUAACAAUUCAAAUUUUAAGUUUUUAAUGUUAAGUGCCAAUUAUUUACCACCAUUUUCCCCCUCGUUUUUUUAUCUUACAGUGGAAUAUUAUCAAAUUAUCAUAGACAAUGGUUGAUGGCAUAUAUUCAAUUCUACUCAGCUAUAUAUUGUAUUUUUAUUCAAAUUAAUAUUUAAUCUCUAAAAAUAAUAUAGUGGAAAACAUUUGCAAAAACCAACCUGUAUGUAAAUGGCUGGUAAAAAAAAGACACUUAAUAGAAUUCAAAGCUUUGACUUUCACUUUCCAAUCACAUGCUCAAACCAUAGAGCUACAGGGGGACCCAUGAUUCAUAUGGGUGUACAUUAUGUCAGAGCCUAUUAGAACAUCUGACUGGUAUUUGGACAACCUCGUCCGUCCCCAGGGCCAUCUCGGCCCUUUUCAAGAUGGCGGUCGUCUGGGAGAUGAGUAGCCCUUUUCAAGAUGGUGGUUGUCGGGGAGAUGAGUAUCUCUACGACGACCGGCAUCUUGAAAAGGAGUCGGCCRAGAUGGCCCUGGGGACGAGGUUGGUAUUUGGAGGGUCAUGGGUUUGAAUCGUGUCUGGGGACUUGAUCGUUUUGAAGCAUGCCUGUAUUGCUUGCUCAUCUCAUUUGUUUGGCUAAACAUAAAUCUCCAUAUGUACUGAAAAUACUCUCCUAGUUUGCAAGUAUUUGUACCUCAUUAAGUAGUUUUAUCUGCUGUUUAUAACUUUAUUUACUCCUCAGGGUUUUGGACAAGAGGCCAAAACCAAAGGACCUUUGAAUUUGAUCAACUAGGCAUUUUGUGUGGUUAUAGAAUUAUUUGCAUUGAAACCGCAUAUCGCGAAAAUCGCAUUGCAUUUCUGGGUAGAGUUAUCAGAAGACAAAGGCACAUUUUAGAUUUUCAAGUUAAAACAAUUUAUUUGGUUAAAGUAGUUCAAUAAUGAUAUUAUGAAAUACCUAUAUAACAUUCUAAGCCAAUCAAAAUGUAGGAAUUCAUUAAACUGCAUUCUACAAAA